GAGACACAGAAGAGGAAAGUAAACCCGUGAAGUCAGCAGCUUAAGCCUUUCUCUGUUUUCCACAGCCGGAACACGAGGACACUUCCCGCCACAGCGAGAACAAUGGCGGUUUUAGGAGGCGCGUGCCGGCUCGUGCAGCUGGUCAGAUGUGGUUCUCCUGUGGGUUUGUGUUUGUCUUCAUCUCUCAGACGACAGUCGACGGCCACAGCAGCGGCGUUCAACACCACAGCCACUCCAGAGACUAAAGAGAGCAGAAAACCCAAAACAGGCAUUCUGAUGCUGAAUAUGGGCGGUCCAGAGAAGCUGGAGGAUGUUCAUGAUUUCCUGCUGCGCCUCUUCAUGGAUACAGACCUCAUGCAGCUGCCCGUGCAGAAUAAACUCGGGCCAUUCAUUGCCAAAAGACGCACCCCAAAGAUCCAGGAGCAGUACAGUAAGAUUGGCGGAGGGUCUCCUAUUAAAGCCUGGACCACCAUGCAGGGGGAAGGAAUGGUGAAACUGCUGGAUGAGAUGUGUCCGGACACGGCUCCUCAUAAGUUUUACAUUGGUUUCCGGUACGUUCAUCCGCUGACGGAGGAGGCCAUAGAGUUGAUGGAGAAAGAUGGAGUGGAGAGAGCUGUGGCCUUCACACAGUACCCACAGUACAGCUGCUCCACCACCGGCAGCAGUCUGAACGCCAUCUACAGAUACUACAGUAAUCGCGCCGACAGACCGAAGAUGCGCUGGAGUGUGAUUGACAGGUGGCCGACACACCCGCUGCUGAUAGAGUGUUUCGCGGAGCAUGUUCGUAAUGAGCUGGACAAGUUUCCUGUGGAGAAGAGAGAUGAUGUGGUGAUUCUGUUCUCUGCGCACUCUCUGCCUCUAUCUGUGGUGAACCGGGGUGAUCCAUACCCACAGGAAGUGGGCGCUACAGUUCAGAGAGUGAUGGACCGACUGGGCCACUGUAACCCAUACAGACUCGUCUGGCAGUCAAAGGUUGGGCCGAUGGCGUGGUUGGGGCCACAGACAGAUGAGGUCAUCAAGGGUCUCUGUCAGCGAGGCAAGAGGAACCUGCUGCUGGUGCCCAUCGCCUUCACCAGCGACCACAUCGAGACGCUGCACGAGCUGGACAUCGAGUACUCACAGGUCCUCGGAGAAGAGGUUGGAGUGGAAAACAUCAGAAGAGCAGAAUCUCUGAAUGGAAAUCCACUGUUCUUCAGGGCUUUGGCUGAUCUGGUUCAGUCUCACCUGCAGUCUAAUGAAUCAUGCUCUCGUCAGCUGACCCUGCGCUGUCCGCUGUGUGUGAACCCAACCUGUGCUCAAACCAAAGCCUUCUUCUCCAGCCAGAAACUCUGACCGCCGUUCAUCUCUCAUCUGGACAGCAGCGGCUCCAGACUUGUGUUCCAGCAGCUGAAAGCAUCCACAUCUUCAUCUAUCUGUGCAGAUUCUCCUCAUACGUGAAUGUGUCUUCCCUUAAAGAAACACUCCACGAUUUUUGUAAAUAGGCUCAUUAUACAGCUCUCCUAGAUAUAUGUACCAUAUUUAAAUCCAUUUAGCCAAUAUCUGGCUCUGCAGGUGCAGUUUUAGCUUAGCUUAGCAUAGAUCAUUAAAUCGGAUUAGACCAUUAGCAUCUCACUUAAAAAAAAAUGACCAAAGUGUUCUGAUAUUUUUCCUAUUUAAAGCUCUUAUUAAGAGAAACAGAUUUAAAGGUUGAUGUUUUCUAGGGUGAUAUGACUAAGAUCUCUACUUUCAAUCUGGCGUAACAAUCAAGGAGCGUUGCUGCCGUAGCAGGCGCUAGAAAAUAAUAAUAGCAAAAUAGCAACAUUUAAUUUUCAGUCAGUCUUAGUACCUGAUGAAUCUACAGAAGAGUCACACUUUAACUAGUAAAAUUAAGAAAACUCUGAUAAUCUUUGAGUGAGAUGCUAAUGGUCUAAUCUGAUUCAAUGAUCUAUGCUAAGCUAAGCUAAAAGUACUCCCGACUGACCCAGUAACGGCUUCAAUAAUGGGAAAACUCAACUGUGGAGCUGUGAAAUGAGCCUAUUUACAAAAACGAGGAGUGUCACUUUAAAAAACAAGAAAUGCAGACAGAGAACAUGCAAUGUGAGCAGUCAUCUGGGAACAAAUGAUACGAUAAUUAAACAUGGUGCUAACAUCAUGCACAUGUAAUUGUGCAUCAGGUCAGCUUCAAAUGAACAGCUGACAAGAACAACCAUAUACUAUUCUUUUAUUACUCAGUGUUUUCUCUGUAUGGACAUGCUUAAAUUAGAUGCAUUUACUGGAGAAACAAAAUUGCUUGGGGUAUAUCUUCAUUUUUUAAUUAAUUAACAUUAAAUAAUCAUUGACUUGCUUAAAUUAAAUGCAUUUGCUAAAAAAGCUCUAUUAUUUAGGGUAUAUCUUUGUUUUGUUUUAUGUAUUUUUUUUUUUUAUUAUUUUCCUUCAUUUAUUUGUAUUUAUAAUGCUUAAAUUGACAUUUAGUUUAUUAAUUUCUAAUUUUCUUCUUGGCUUAGUCCCUUUAUUAAUCCGGGGUCGCCACACCGCAAUGAACUGCCAACUUAUCCAGCACGUUUUUACGCAGUGGAUGCCCUUCCAGUAAGCUUCACAUGCUUAAAUUAGAUUUGUUUACUGGAGAAACAAAAUUGUUUGAGGUUUAUCUUCAUUUAAUUUAAUUUAUUUAUUUUCUUUUGGAUUUUGUAUUUAUAAUGCUUAAAUUAACAUUAUUAUGUAUUGCCAUGCCUAAAUUAGAUGCAUUUACUGAAUACGCUAAAUUGUUUGGGGUGUAUCUUCAUUUAAUUUAAUUAAUUAAUUUAAUUAUUUUCCUUCAUUUUGUUUUAUUUAUAAUGCUUAAAUUGACAUUAAUAAAUUAUUGAUGCAUUUACUGAAUACGCUAAAUUGUUGAGGGUUUAUCUUCAUUUAAUUUAAUUAAUUAAAAAAAAAAUUGUAUUUAUAUUGCUUAAAUUGACAUUUAUUUAAUUAAUCACAUGCUUAAAUGAAAUGCAUUUACCAGAGAAACAAAAUUGUUUAGGGUUUAUCUUCAUUUAAUUUAAUUUAUUUAUUUUCUUUUGGAUUUUGUAGUUAUAAUGCUUAAAUUAACAUUAAUAUGUAUUGCCAUGCCUAAAUUAGAUGCAUUUACUGAAUACGCUAAAUUGUUUGGGGUGUAUCUUCAUUUAAUUUAAUUAAUUAAUUUAAUUAUUUUCCUUCAUUUUUUUUAUUUAUAAUGCUUAAAUUAAAAAAUUAAAAAAUACCAGAGAAACAAAAUUGUUUAGGGUUUAUCUUCAUUUUCUUUUCUUUUGUUUAUUUCUUUUCUUUUGGUUUUUGUAUUUAUAAUGCCUAAAUUAGCCUUCAUUAAUUAUUGACAUGCUUAAAUUAGAUGCAUUUACUGAAUACGCUAAAUUGUUUGGGGAAUAUCUUUAUUUUAUUUUAUUUUAUUAAUACAUUUUAUUAUUUUAUUUUAAUUGCAUUAAUAAUGCUUAAAUUGACAUCAUUUAUUGACGUGAUGCAUUUACCAAAGAAGCUAAAUUGUUUCAAGUAUAUUUUCAUUUUGGCGAUGCAGUGGUGCAGUAGGUAGUGCUGUCGCCUCACACCAAGAAGGUUGCUGGUUCGAGCCUCAGCCGGGUCAGUUGGCAUUUCUGUGUGGAGUUUGCAUGUUCUC
This is a messenger RNA of Danio rerio (zebrafish), 3625 nucleotides long. The record is from RefSeq and is a predicted model, not a curated record. NCBI's taxonomy places the organism in Eukaryota, Metazoa, Chordata, Actinopteri, Cypriniformes, Danionidae.